Homarus americanus (American lobster) is the source of this 4044-nucleotide messenger RNA. Its product is annotated as indian hedgehog protein-like. Gene Ontology annotation, molecular function: calcium ion binding; patched binding. The coding region runs from base 61 to 1080 and encodes 339 amino acids. The record is from RefSeq and is a predicted model, not a curated record. Gene Ontology annotation, biological process: protein autoprocessing; cell fate specification; cell-cell signaling. Lineage: Eukaryota; Metazoa; Arthropoda; Malacostraca; Decapoda; Nephropidae. The transcript has 3 exons.
AACGUGUGGUGUCCCCCGCAGCGGUGUAAGGAGAAGCUCAACACGUUGGCCAUCAGCGUCAUGAACCAGUGGCCGGGCGUUAAGGUGCGCGUCACCGAGGGCUGGGACGAGGAGCUCCACCACGCCCCACACAGUCUGCACUACGAAGGACGCGCUGUCGACAUCACCACCUCCGAUAAGGACCGGUCGAAGUACGGGAUGCUGGCGCGGCUGGCGAGGGAGGCGGGCUUCGACUGGGUCUACUACGAAUCCAGGUCUCACAUUCACUGCUCAGUCAAGUCAGAAUCGUCAGCGGCCAGUAAGUUGGGCGGUUGCUUCCCUGGGCAUGGGAAGGUGAGGACACCAUCAGGAGUGAUGCCGGUGUCAGUCAUCCAGGAGGGCGAUGAGGUGCAGGUGAUGCGACCUGACGGUUCACUGAGCUUUAGUCCAGUUCUCAUGUUCCUCCACCGUGACCCUCGAGUGUCCCGCUCCUUUUUAAGGCUCACCACGGCCAGUGGCGCUACCCUCACACUCACCCCCUCACACCUCAUCCUGCUGCUACAGCGUCACCUAUCUCCAACUACAACACCUACCGUUAUGGAUGCCCUGGACCACGGCGGGGUGGUAUUGGCGGGGCGGGUAGAGGCGGGGGACUUUCUGCUUGUCACUGGCCAAGAAGGAGUGAGUCUGGAAGAAGUGGUAGGGAUUCGACAUGUGAUGGGAGAAGGAGUCUUCGCACCUCUCACAGCUGAGGGAACGGUCGUCGUCGACGGGUUUAUAGCUUCCUGCUACGCCGUCAUAGACUCCCAGGCUAUUGCUCACUGGGCCUUCCUCCCUGUCAGGCUAUAUAGUAAUCUGAAGGAGGCAGCUCUGUCUCUGCUGCGUGCACUAGGUGCCCUCACGCCGCCAUUCCCCAGAAAACCUUUUAAAACGUAUAAUGAUAAACACUUGUUCAACGACAGCAGAAACAGCGUGAGGUGGCGAGAAGAGGUUCAUAGCAACAUUGUGGAGGACAUGGAGGCCAUCCACAUCCACUGGUACCCACGACUCCUGUACACCAUUGCCUCCUGGCUCCUGCCUUCACACCUCGUCUACUCCUAGUGAAGCAGUUGCUGUGGCCAAAGCGCCAUGUGUAGUGGAGGGAGUACUGCUGAAGCACCUGGUGAAGCUUGUGGCGCCAACGCUAGGGUUGGUGCCCAGACUAUUAGUGCUGUGCCGGGAUAAGCUUACUGCCAUUAUUAAGUCACGAACAAACACAAAAAGCACGGUAACUAUGAUGGUGAUGGACAUGCCCAGAACUGAACAAUAAACGACAAGGAUACUCCCACCUAAUUGAUUAUGUAUAUUGUUUAUGCAAAUGACCGUCAGAGUAGUGUGCGCUGUCGGAUGUCUGUGAGAAAAAUGCAAAAGUAAAAUUGGUGUCCACAGACUUUUCCAUCUACCCUUGAGGAAGACCUUACAUCUUCGUGUUAACGAGAAAUUUGAACUCUUUCAGAAAAUGAAAAAUUAAUAAAAAAAGAAAGAAAAUCUCUGAUUAUUGUGACAGCUUUAGUGGGCGGUUUCAAGACCUGACAACCAGACUAUCAAAGCUGAAAGUGAUGGCUUCUUGAGUGCUUCAAAAACAGGUGCCAAGACCAAGGAAAAAGAUAAUUAUUUAUAGGUGAAUUUAAAACCAAGGACGAUUAUAAAGCGUUUGAUAGACGCCGACAACACAUAAGAAUAGGAGAGAGCGAUUCCGUUGAAGGAUACAGGAACCCAGGAUAAGGUUGACCUGGGCCAGGGCUUGUGAUAGCCAGGGCUGCCGAUGGCUCCCAUGGCCAAGAAAUGUUAUAAUCUCAGUGACGACGUGGAGGAAGGUGAUACUCUGUACAUUAUGGAAGGCGCGAGAUGUGUGACUGUGCAUGCGUGUGUUUUAGCAGUAUGAAUGGCUGUCAUUGUGUGAGUGGAGUGUUACAUGGCCAGUUAACAGUCAGUGUGAUACAACUACCAGAUCAUAACAUUAAAAUUGCGUGCCAUAGUCCAUGAUGAUGCAUUUAUUCCCUCUGCUCCAUCCAAGUGGCUCGUGUUCAUUAUUGACAACGUAACUCUUCCCACCACCACACUUGGUCGGUCCACAUCAACACCCUCCUCUUUCAUCUUAUAUUCCAUCAUACUUUCCUUGCAAAAACUUUCCUUCCCCAAGACUCCAAGAAACAUACACGUUUGUCCUCCUCAUUACAUCAUAUUAUCUAUCUACUAUCAUUUCUGAGUAGAUCUUCCAUCUCUUUCAUGAUCUACAAUCGUCUUUUUCUCUCCAUUCCUACGCCAUAUUUACAUGUUCUACUCUCGCUCAUUCCCAGUCUUCUUGUAACCACUUCUCUAUCACAACAUUUGUAAUUCUCAUUCUCACCAGGAUAUACUGGUAGCUGUCGUCUCUAACAUGUCUACCCUUUGCCUCACGAUAUGGCUACAUGUCAAACGCCUCCAUAAUAUUUCGCAUUUGUUGUACGCCCAUUGUUUUAUGUAGCUCCCUCAUAACGUGUUGUUCAGUAACUGCUUGUGUGCUGUAUGGCUUUGUGUGUGAUGACCUUGUUGUGUACAUAUGCUGCAUAAAUGUGUAUAUCAUAGUUGUAAUUUACAUAAUUGUAAUUUAUGUUCUGAAUAAACUAUAUAUCAUUGUUUCCCAAUGUAAAUUAUUUGUAAAUAUAUAUAUCUAGCCUUGUGAAAUUACUAUGUGCCACAAUCUAAUACAAACGACUGCAACAGAGCUAUCCUGUAGAUAUACUGUCAUGCUUCUACACAUGCAGUUAGUAGUCAGAAGACGACUAAUCCACAACAACACAAAAUAUUAACACAUUCUGACAUACACUCUCUGCCGCCAUAGGUCCUGCACAACGUACUGAAAGGCAUUGCCUCUUUUAUGUAUGAAUGAAAUAAAGAGUCUGAGAAAAAAGAUGCCCAAGGCAGUGCUUCACUAAUCAAAGACAUAAAUAUAGCUUCUAAAAAAAUAUAUAAAAAUCUGUAACUGAGAAGCUGAUUACUUCCGAGGAGGACAUCAUAAUUGUGAGAUACAUUUUCCUGUCAAUCUGAAAUCAAUAUUGAAUUAGUUAGAUUUCAGAAGUGCUGCCACGGUGCCCUGCGUGAUGGAUACUAAGCUUAAGCGUUAAUAAAUAAUAAUAGUUCAUCUUGAAACGUGGCAUAUCUGAUCUUCCGAAAACCAAAAAUGAUAUAAUGCCGUGAUUCACUGAACAUUUAUAAACCUUAACUUGUGGAUCCUGGGGAGUCUAUUUGGACGACAGGCAGUACAUAUAAUAUUCUCGACUCUGCCAGUCAUUAGGCAGUAAUUAAACAGACCAUAGCGUGUCUAGGAAUAACCCGUUGACAUAUUACGGAUUAUAGAUAUUAACACUUUAAGUACUAGACCUGUGUUGUACAGUAGACAAGACAAUAUGUGCCAACCUUAAUACCAAGAAGAUAUAAGUCGUGCCAAUACAUUGUAUACUUUGUUCUUUGACUUUUUCCUUUGUUCAAGAAAUUGUCAUAUGUCUUUUAGAACUGUAGGUGAGUAGUUGUUAAGUGUUAGCAGCUGUCAGUAACAGUUUAAUAACCCAAUGAUGUCGACAGAAUAAUUAAUAGCAAUUUUUCAAAUAUUUCCUUUCUCACACACACACAAACACACACACACACAUUCCCAAAGAUGGUGGCUAUUCAUAAAUAUAUCGCAGUUAACACUAACCAUAUCACCAUCGAUGAUAUUUUCUCACCUGUUAGGCAUAAAAUUACUCUGUAUUCAUCAAACACUUUGCAAUGAACAAUCAGUUAACUUUAUACAUAUCUUAUCAAACAACCACACAAAGUAACGUAUCAAUAUAAAUAACUGCCACUACUACCCGUGUGACACAUUUUCACCCCUACGAGUGUCCGUCUCUUCUGACAGUGGACACCAGAUUGAUUACAAAAUAUCAUUGAUUUUUCCCUUCCAGUUCGCAAUGUUCAUUUCCGCUGGCACUUGUGCCCAGUAUGCGUCAUUUAUGUCAACAGUGCCAUUGUCAUAAUUUUGCUGUAAUAAACCAUGAUAGAAGACGA